This is a messenger RNA of Hippocampus zosterae (dwarf seahorse), 2181 nucleotides long. Its product is annotated as dnaJ homolog subfamily B member 9-like. Gene Ontology annotation, molecular function: misfolded protein binding; protein-folding chaperone binding. Gene Ontology annotation, cellular component: endoplasmic reticulum. The record is from RefSeq and is a predicted model, not a curated record. The coding region runs from base 206 to 841 and encodes 211 amino acids. The transcript has 3 exons. Lineage: Eukaryota; Metazoa; Chordata; Actinopteri; Syngnathiformes; Syngnathidae.
AUGUUUGAGAAUUGUCACAGAAGAAGAAAUGCAAGGAUGGCGACAGCUCCUGUCACUCACAUUUGAGGCUAACAACGUCACGUUUAUCGUCAAAUGAAUGGCCUCCCGGUCGGUACAUUAAACGUCAUGUUUAUCGUUGGUUAAAUAUUUUAUAGAAUUCAGCUGAUUGGCUAGCACUUGCAUACCAUACAAGGGCAACUGAAUCAUGGCCAAUGCAGAGUCUGCUCUGAAGAUGGCCGUGUGCCUCCUCGUGAUAGCAGAGCCGCUCCUUGCCAAGAAGGACUACUACGAUAUACUGGGAGUUCCCAAAGACGCCACUGAGCGGCAGAUAAAGAAAGCAUUUCACGGGCUCGCCAGGAGGUAUCACCCUGAUAGGAACAACAGCCCCGACGCUGAAGUGAAAUUCAGGGAAAUUGCAGAAGCUUAUGAGAUGUUAUCUGAUGUUACCAGAAGAGGAGAUUACAACCAGUUUGGUGGCAGCGCCUCGUAUUUCACAGCAGGCACGCAACAGAGGCGAAGCACGCGCCAACCAUUCAGCUUCAAAUUGGAGGACAUCUUAGAGGACUUUAACAUGGACAACCACAACAGCAGGCACGCCCGGCACAGGCAACACUUUGACGAACAUUCCCAGAGAGAAUCCCACGAGCGACACAAGAGAAACUUUGAAGGAGCCGGCUUCUUUGGUGACCUUUUCGACGAUGUUGAAAAGAUAUUCGCCUUCCACAUGCACCCGACACAGACUGAAGGCAUCUUCCACACUUCCUCCAAACAGCACUGUAGAACUGUGACGCAGCGCAGAGAGAACAUGGUGACCACAUACACGGAUUGCACUGCAAUUUAGGAAGCAAUAGCCACCUUACUUGUAUACAAUAGGUUUGUAAUGAUGAAUCAGAAAGAUACAUUUAAAUGUGAUGAGAUUUUUCUAAGGGGUGGGAAAUUUCCUGUUGAGUGGGAAAUUCCAGUAAUUCCACAUCAUUUCUGAGUCCUCUCAGCUGCUUGAGGCUCCACGUGCUGCUUCUGUUUGCUAGACUUUUGUUAAGAUGUUGGAAAACAAGGGCUGGGAUUUUGUUUGUAUCUUCUGUAGUGGAUAUUCCACCAUAGUUUCAGCAAAAAUCACGAAGUCCAAAGUAGAGGUUAAUUCCCAUGGAUAGUUUAGAAAAUUCAGGGAAUUUUGAAACCCUGAAUGUAACAUUGAAAGCUGCUGUCCCGAUUAUAAAUAUUGCCAUAAGCAGUCUUGAGAUUGAUACUGAGGCAGACUAACCACUAAGAUAAGAUAAGAUAAGAUAAGAUAUCCUUUAUUUGUCCCACACUGGUGAAAUUUACAGCCUCCAGCAGCAAGAAUGUAUGUAGAAGAAGAAAGGAGAAAGAAAAAAAAACAACAAACAUCUUUCAAUUAAAUACAAUAUGAACACAAAUGGAUAAAUCGCAGUACUAUUUACAAUUUUCCUUCACAUCAUUUAAUUAUUAUUAUGAUUGUUAUUUUUUAUUCAUCAGCCUGACAGCAGUCGGUAGGAACGAGCGUCGGUAUCUCUCCUUCUUGCAGCGCGGGUGUAACAGUCUCUGGCUGAAGGAUCUAGAUCACGUUAUGUCCCUUUUGCCACCGGCUUUAUAUUUUUAGUUGCCCCCCGCCCCCCUAGUAUUUGGUUAGAGGGCAAUGGGCUGGCUUGCAUGUCUUCAUUGCUGAUCUGAGGUUCUGGGAUUGACUCUGCCUUAGCCUUCCUGUGUGCAGUUCCUGUUCUUAUUCUCUGUGAGAACUCUUAGGUCCUGGUGUAGUUUGUACCAACCUGGGUGGGUUUUACAUUGUUGUCCACUUUUUCUCACAUUAGGGCGUGUUUCUCAGAAUAUUACAUAUGUACGAAACUGUUUUAGUGGACAGCUUGAAUAAAAUUGAUAUGGCACCCAUUUUGCCACCAAGGCCCCACAUGAAAAUGUGAUUGUGUAAUGUAGCAGUUGCUACAAACUUGAGUUUAAAAGGCAUGACUUUUCUGUUUUUGAGCCUUUGAUUUUCUUUUGAAAUGUAUCAACUGGUUUUCAGAUGUAUGUGGGAAAAGGGGUUAAGCAGUCAAGUACUACUGUCAUGCUGUAUAAAAGUUAUUUUUUAAAUACUGAAAAUAUCACCAUGCUUUCAUCGUAGUAGUCACCCACAGAAUAGAGUACCGGCAAUACAAAUGGAAACAGUUC